Messenger RNA from Nasonia vitripennis (jewel wasp), 1529 nucleotides. RefSeq lists its product as uncharacterized. The record is from RefSeq and is a predicted model, not a curated record. NCBI's taxonomy places the organism in Eukaryota, Metazoa, Arthropoda, Insecta, Hymenoptera, Pteromalidae. The transcript is spliced from 8 exons. The coding region runs from base 180 to 1427 and encodes 415 amino acids.
AUCACUUCCACACUUGUGCCUAACAGAAUACAUUACUUUGCAUGAAUGACGCGAAUUGAUAAUUAUUAACCUUGAUGUGAUUAAAAAUGUAUCAGUAUGAGUAAGUGUAUGAAAUCAGAAGAUUGAAAAAUUUCAUACUUAGUCUGGGAACGCGUUGAUACGAGAAGCACUUAGUCAAAAUGCGGGGAAUCCGGAUAUCGAUAAGUGUUUUAUUAAUUGCAGUUUCUGCAACAAUUAAAACUUCAUCUGCUGCUUACGAAGUUAUAAAUUGCUCACCACAGAAUCUUACUUUUGAUAUUGACAGUACCCACAAGGUCAACUUAAAAAAUCUAUCUGUUUAUUUCAAGUAUUACAGAAACAAUGUAGGAAUUUAUCAGUACCCAGGGACACCUUCUGUCAAUCUAUUUCUCAAUGACACGGAAAUUUCUAUUAAAGGUGAAAUCGGUAGCAACAAUGGUGGACUUAACAUAAAUAAUGAUAAACUACUUUCUACGGAAGUUCUGGGUAUUGGAAACAUCGUUAACGUCAGCGAUCACAGCAAAGGCUUAAAGGACUGUGCAUUUUUUAUGCUGGACAAGAGCAGUGGCAGUUUCUUCAAUGAGCUGCCACUGAAGCUGGAUUCAAUAAUUUUCCAGUUGGUCGAAAGCUGCCUCAGCGCAAAACUAUGCCCGUCCUUAGGUGCCGUACGCGACAACGAUUUAGCUCGUGCUCGAGUCAGUCCUCGUGACUUUGGUCCCAUAUCUAUUUGGUCUCGUACACUGCAAAUCAGCUAUCCCAACAUGAUCUCGCCUCAAUUGCCAGAGAACCUUCAGACCAACAAGCGGGCCAAUUUGAUCGAAGCUGCUGAUUCCAUUAUUAGAAUGGUCGCGGAAGCAUUUUACAACGAAAGAAACGGUGGUAUCAUUGCGAUACCUGAUAUAAAACAUCGGUUUUUCACUGCAUCUAAGGGUACCUUCACAGGCGUACAGAACCUCAUGAGAGACGAGAACGUGCAAGUGCGAGCCUCGCCUCCCAGCAAUAAUCUUCAAACGUUCACCUUCACCUUCGGAAUCCCUGACGGAUACGUUGAAUACAGAGAUUACAAAGCGGUGAAAUUUAACACAUUCCGACUGAUGCCAUUCGUAGGCAGCUUGUGCGCCAACGUCCAGGACAUACUAUUCACUGCCACAAUCAAGAUGGACUUUGGACAGGAGUACUGUCGACCCAGUCUCGUGGAUUUCGGCACGAAGAGUCCUGGCAAGGCCGAAAGCUACACCUGCGGAAGUCUCAGCAUGUUCACUAACCCCAUCAUGAAAUGGUUCGUCAGCGCCUGGGAUACCGAUGUUGUACAAGUCGUCGAACGAGAAAUUGAGUGGAUGAUGGCUGCCUACAUACACGACAAAUUUGACUGUGAAAACUUCCGUCUUGGUAAAAAGCAGUCUUCUUGAAGGGCGAGUUUGCUGUAAUGAAUCAAUCUUAUGAGAUUGUAAUGAUGUAAACAAGACGUUGAUUAAAACAAUGAGAUGUUUAAUAAAAAUAAUCGACAGUGA